Penicillium malachiteum is the source of this 1956-nucleotide messenger RNA. RefSeq names its product fungal specific transcription factor domain-containing protein. The coding region runs from base 1 to 1956 and encodes 651 amino acids. Gene Ontology annotation, cellular component: nucleus. NCBI's taxonomy places the organism in Eukaryota, Fungi, Ascomycota, Eurotiomycetes, Eurotiales, Aspergillaceae. The record is from RefSeq and is a predicted model, not a curated record. The transcript is spliced from 3 exons. Gene Ontology annotation, molecular function: DNA-binding transcription factor activity; transcription cis-regulatory region binding. Gene Ontology annotation, biological process: positive regulation of transcription by RNA polymerase II.
AUGAUCGCCAGUUAUUGUGUGAGGAGAAUCCCCAGCCAGUCAAGUCUUUCAGAAGUCGAAUUAUUUCGGAGAUUGGAAUGUGGAGCUAAGAAUGCAGACUCACCUCGCUCAUAUGAGGUGGAGGAUAUUCUACUCGCCAUAGAUGCACUCAACCCAGGACAGCCCAAUAGGCAAGGUACCAACCAAACGUCCUCAGGCUUUAUUGGAGGUUUUGGAGUUUUUCAUACAUCUGAGAAUAAUAAUCGUGCCGUGGAUUUGGAAUUUGAGUCCCUGGGGUUUCCACAAGUCCAGAGUCCACCUCAAGAAGAAACUCACUCACCCAUAGCAAUAUGCGAUGACCAGAAUACGAACCUUGACUGUGCGUCUGGAGUUUCCCAGAAUGUUGCUGAAACGAUAACAUCAGGAGCAGACCCCACUUCUAUGACACAACUUUGCGAAAUACAAAGACCCUUCAUAUUCCCAUUCAAAGAAUCACUGGGUCUCGCAUCUGCCGAAGACGAUAUUGACAUUGAUCAACUCGAUCAACUCGAUCAGCUUGAUGCUUUUAACCUGGAAAAUGAUGAACUUAAUCAUGUCCAGGGACAUAGUAUUUGGAACUUUGAUCUUGCGCCAGUUGUUCCGCAGGCCCCUCCCCCUUCAUAUCUUAGUAGCAACGAGCGACUAUUGAUGCAUUACUAUACAACUCGUGUUGUACAUACUUUCCCGGCUCUGGAUAGUCCCAAGAGCCCUUGGAAGACCUUCCAUCUGCCUCGCGCACUUCAGAGCGCUGGUGAAAUGGCAGUUCAAGGGUCAACUUGUGUGAUACGAUCAGCCUUGAGGAACACAUUGCUAUCGAUUAGCGCUUUCUACCUAUCAAAGCACAUGAGAUGUCAGUCCCAAAUCGACGAAGCCACCAAAUGGGAGACGGAGGCUAUGCAUUUUCAUGGUACUGCAAUGAACCUUUUGAAUGAGUCCGUCAACGCACGAUUUACAUCGCCAACGCGGCCAAAAUACAAGGAAGUCCUUGCUACCAUGUUAUCCAUGGUCUCUAUCAAUGUGAUGUCAGGCGACACUGCCAGUUGUGGUCUCCAUCUUGAAGGUGCUUCCAGAUUGAUCACAGAAGCCGCCAAAUGGAAAUCCCAAUAUUCAAACAAAGCAAUCGCACUCCACCGUAUUUACUUUUAUUUAAGAACGAUUUAUGAUAGCACAGCUAUUCGGGUCCCCAGAAUUUCGGAAAACAUACCCGAUACAUGGAAUGCGGCGGCAUCACCGUUGUCCAAUGCUGCAUCUGAGCUUAUUGAUGGCAUCGAGCUCAAUACAUCUCCAUAUCCAAAAUCUUAUGGUGUGAAACAAACAGGUGAUUAUGAAAGCAUAUACGCGAUUCCAAAGAGCCUGUUGGUCUUUUUGGCCAGAACAACGGAGCUCAUAAAUGCAGUUUCCGAUGCACGGGAAAGAUCUGGAAACACUCAUAUAACAUCUCCCCUGGCCGAGAGAUGUGAUGAGUUAGAAACGAGUAUCAUGGAUUGGCGUGCCGAUCCUAUAGCUGCGGACGUCACAUCCAGCCCCGUGGCAAACGCGAAUAUCAUCCAUAACAUGACUCGUGCCUUCCACAAAGCUCUCAUAAUAUUCUUUGCACAACACAUUCGGCUACUUGGACAUCGAUAUCUGAAACCAUUUGUUGAGGACGUGAUUGACAGCAUUGAAGCUGUUGAAUCCAUUAAGGUCGAGUGGCAGGUUUCGGCGUCUCCAUUAUAUUGGCCGGCCUUCAUUGCAGCAAGUGAAGCAUUUGAUCCUCAUCUCCAGGAAAGAUUCCAGCGAUGGUAUGCACAGGUUGAGCCAAAUGCAAUAGGAUCCAUGAGUACGGGAAUCUGUUUGCUUGAGCAGGUUUGGGCAGAGGGCCCGUCGACUGGCUCGCAUAGAACGAGUUUGUGGCGACAUAUUGCAAUGAGAACAGAUACAAAGCUGAUGUUGAAUUGA